Molecule: messenger RNA, 207 nt
Organism: Puccinia triticina
Lineage: Eukaryota; Fungi; Basidiomycota; Pucciniomycetes; Pucciniales; Pucciniaceae
Exons: 1
Coding region: 1-207 (68 amino acids)
Source: RefSeq, a predicted model, not a curated record
AUGGAAUUUCCUACCGGUGGACCUGUAGCACGCGACAUGAAAGGAAAUCUCAACAAGAAAUUCCAUCCAACUGACUUGAACGAUGCCUUCCAAGCCAUCAAAAAUUCCGGAUCAUUCGCUGGUUGGGAUGCGCUUCCGACCACUCCACCUGCUCGGUUCUUGUUCGAAGGAAUUGGUGAAAUUGGCUUGCCGCUCCACGACGGGUGA